This is a messenger RNA of Acaulospora colombiana, 603 nucleotides long. The record is from the annotation of a GenBank genome assembly. Lineage: Eukaryota; Fungi; Glomeromycota; Glomeromycetes; Diversisporales; Acaulosporaceae.
AUGUUUGAGGAGGACGACGACGACACCACGUCCAUCGCCGACUCCUUCAACGAACGACAGGAGACUUCGGAGAAACCUUUGUUAUGCGACUACGACAAGAUCGACGUGGCGCCGAGUCAAACAUACCAACCGGUCAUCGUGAAGUCAGUGCUGAAAAGAAGCAACACCUUGACGUCCGUGACAAAAAGUAGGAGGAGAUACAACGUCCUACUGUUCGGUGACAACUUGACUGCCGGUUGGGUGAAGAAUGCUGACGGUUACGGUACGUAUCAUCCCUACGGUCUAAAAGUUCAAAAGAGGUUCGAGGAGGAGGGUCUAGAUGUGGAGGUGACAGUGAGCGGUGUUCCCGGUGAAUGCGUCGUUCAUUCGAUGGAAGAACGAUUAAAAAAUGAAUUGAAUCAACCAGGAAAAUGGUACGACUGGAUCGUAAUCUUAGGAGGUACGAACGACGUAGUCAAUGGAUUUUCUGCUUGGGAUAUCUUCGAUGGCCUGAAAAAACUAUACAUGCUGUCCUUCAAGCAUGGUGCUCGGGUUCUGGGAGUUACCAUUCCAGAAUUUGAUUGGGUAACUAUUAAUCACCACGAUCAUGCUUUACGCGCUUGA